Messenger RNA from Chlamydomonas reinhardtii, 2225 nucleotides. RefSeq lists its product as uncharacterized. Gene Ontology annotation, molecular function: NAD binding; UDP-glucose 6-dehydrogenase activity. Gene Ontology annotation, biological process: glycosaminoglycan biosynthetic process. The transcript is spliced from 7 exons. NCBI's taxonomy places the organism in Eukaryota, Viridiplantae, Chlorophyta, Chlorophyceae, Chlamydomonadales, Chlamydomonadaceae. Gene Ontology annotation, cellular component: cytosol; nucleus. The record is from RefSeq and is a predicted model, not a curated record. Bases 128 to 1564 code for a protein of 478 amino acids.
CUAAAGUUGAUGCAGAGUACUAGACAUCUAGUCUUUAGCUGCUAGAUCACCCUUGACGCGAGACGGUCUCCGAUCGCAAGCACAUUCCACUUCGCCCAACCCUCUUCGUUUCCGCCCACCCGUCAAGAUGAAGAUUGCUUGCAUCGGUGCUGGCUAUGUCGGUGGCCCCACCAUGGCCAUGGUCGCCCUGAAGUGCCCCGACAUCGAGGUGGUCGUCGUUGAUAUCAACGAGGAGCGCAUCAAGGCCUGGAACAGCGACAAGCUGCCCAUCUACGAGCCUGGCCUGCUGGAGGUUGUGCAGGAGGCCCGCGGCCGCAACCUGUUCUUCUCCACGGACACCAAGAAGCACGUUGGCGAGGCUGACAUCAUCUUCGUCAGUGUGAACACCCCCACCAAGACCCACGGUAUUGGUGCCGGCAAGGCCGCCGACCUGACCUACUGGGAGGGUGCCGCCCGCCUGAUUGCCUCGGUGUCCACCAGCAGCAAGAUCGUGGUUGAGAAGUCGACCGUGCCCGUCAAGACCGCCGAGGCCAUCGGCAAGGUGCUGCGCCGCAACUGCCAGGACCCCAACGUGAACUUCGAGAUCCUGUCCAACCCCGAGUUCCUGGCUGAGGGCACGGCCAUUGAGGACCUGCAGCACCCCGACCGCGUGCUGAUCGGUGGCGCGGAUACCGAGUCGGGCCAGAAGGCCAUUAAGACUCUGGCUGAGGUCUACGCUCACUGGAUCCCCCGCGAGCGCAUUCUGACCGCCAACCUGUGGUCGGCUGAGCUGGCCAAGCUGACCGCCAACGCCUUCCUGGCGCAGCGCAUUUCCUCCAUCAACGCCAUCUCGGCGCUGUGCGAGGCGACCGGCGCUGACGUGAGCCAGGUGGCGCAUGCCAUCGGCACGGACAGCCGCAUUGGCCCCAAGUUCCUGAACGCCUCGGUGGGCUUCGGUGGCUCGUGCUUCCAGAAGGAUAUCCUGAACCUGUGCUAUGUGUGCGAGACCGUCGGCCUGAAGGAGGUGGCUGACUACUGGUACCAGGUGGUUUCCAUGAACGACUACCAGAAGCAGCGCUUCGUGGAGCGCGUCAUCGGCGCCAUGUUCAACACCGUGUCGCAGAAGAAGAUUGCCAUCUACGGCUUCGCCUUCAAGAAGGACACCGGCGACACUCGCGAGACGCCCGCCAUUGACGUGUGCAAGGGCCUCAUCCGCGACGGCGCCAAGUGCUGCAUCUACGACCCCGAGGUCACCCCCGAGCAGAUCUUCCGCGACCUGUCCGCGCCCAAGUUCGAGUGGGAUCGCCCCAACUACAGCCGCAGCCAGAGCCACAUGCUGGAGAACGUGCAGGUGCAGUCGGACCCCAUCGCUGCUGCGGACGGCGCCCACGCCAUUUGUGUGCUGACCGAGUGGGAUGAGUUCAAGAAGUACGACUUCGCCGCGCUCUAUGAGAAGAUGGUCAAGCCCGCCUUCAUCUUCGACGGCCGCAACAUCCUGGACCACGCCAAGCUGCGCGAGAUCGGCUUCAUCGUCUACGCCCUGGGCAAGCCGCUGGACCAGUUCCUGCAGAAGAACUACUCGUAAACAGUGGCGCGUUGGCAGCAGCGCCGUCUGUGGCGGCCGCAGCGCUGGGACAGUUGGCGUGCUGGUUGCAGCGUGGUGCUGUGGCGCAAUGUGGUUGGUGGGUGAAGGCAUGAACCCGUGGGUUUUUAGGCUCGUGACAGGGUAGUGGGGUGUUCACAACAACAUUAUUUAGCAACUGCCGCGGCUAUGAUGAUUGGUCGGCGCGGCGGAAUGCAUCGGACUCGGCCCUGCUAGUUACCGGUAAUGGGGCGAUAGCGCUGACUUGAUAAGCUAUUCUAGGACCCCCGCGUGAGUAUGCCGUCAUCAUGGAUUUUCAUCAUGACUGCGGUGUGGAGCAGGUUGGACUGACUGGCAGAUUUGCAGGUGACUGGUGCAAAACAUGCUGAGUGAUGCAGUGUAUAGCCUCUUGUUGUGCAGACAGCACUGUAAUAAUUGAACAUGGCAAUAAUUGUCCCUGUUAUCGACGUGCUUGAAAGAACGCAACACGCACAAGCGAACAUGACGUUGUAGAGCCGAGGCCAGUCCCUGUAGGACGAGAGCAGUGGUCAGGACCCUUCACUGUCUAGAGCCCGAGGCUGCCAAUCAAUCGGGGUGCAAAACAAUGAAGCCGAUAAUAUAUUGCAGGAGACAGGAUACAACCGUGGGAUACAACGCUUGAACC